This is a messenger RNA of Drosophila albomicans, 1858 nucleotides long. RefSeq names its product probable ribonuclease ZC3H12C (gene Regnase-1). NCBI's taxonomy places the organism in Eukaryota, Metazoa, Arthropoda, Insecta, Diptera, Drosophilidae. The record is from RefSeq and is a predicted model, not a curated record. Gene Ontology annotation, molecular function: RNA endonuclease activity; mRNA binding; metal ion binding. Bases 160 to 1836 code for a protein of 558 amino acids. Gene Ontology annotation, cellular component: nucleus; cytoplasmic ribonucleoprotein granule. The transcript has a single exon.
AUAACAUAUCUGAGUCUGGCAACAACAAACAAAAUGUAAAAAGACGGAACUUGUUGCAAAAAUUGCAAAAAAAAAAAAUACAGAAAAUAUCUUAGACAAGCACGCGACAGUGCAGCAAUAUAAGAAGUUAAAGUGCUUAACAUACGCUCAGAAAACUAAAUGCGCAUUAAAAUGGAUUGUGAAGUGCCAGACAAGCAAAAACAUCAACAGCAUCAACAGCAACAGCAGCAACAACAACAAAGCACCAACAAGUUGUAUGCUAGAAAGCCACAGACGUCGCAACAACAACAACAGCAGCAGCACCAACAGGAAAGCAGCGAUGAUGAUGAGUUGAGCACAACGGAACGCAAGAAUCUGGAAUUCGCACAGAAAUUGGGCUACAGCGAGCAAUCGAUACACACGGCGUUAACGCGCCUUGGCUCAGAGGCUAAACAAAACGAGCUGCUCGCCGAGCUCAUCAAGUUGACUGCAGAUGCGCCCCGCCCACCACCCGCUAACAACAACAACAACAGCAACAGUAGCAGUAGCAACAACAGCAGCAACAACUUCUAUGGAUCACUGCGUCACAUUGUCAUCGAUGGCAGCAAUGUGGCAUUGUCACACGGAAACAACACUAUUUUCAGCUGCCGCGGCAUUCGCAUUUGUGUCGAGUGGUUUCGGCAGCGCGGCCAUCGACAUGUCACAGCCUUUGUGCCGAACUGGCGCAAGGAGUUGGCCAACAACAACAUUACGGAGCAGGAGCUCCUCUAUGAGCUUGAGCAGGAACGUGUUCUGGUCUUUACGCCCUCGAGGCAUUUGGAUGGCAAGCGUGUCUCGUGCUACGACGAUCGUUUCAUCCUCAAGUUGGCUGUGGAAACCGACGGCAUUGUAGUGUCCAACGACAACUAUCGUGAUCUGCUUCUGGAGAGCAACGAGUUCCGCAAAGUGGUGCAAGAGCGUCUACUGAUGUACUCUUUUGUGGAUGACAUCUUUAUGCCGCCCGACGAUCCGCUAGGUCGGUCCGGUCCCACUCUAGACAUGUUCCUGCGCACCCAGGCGCAGCAAAAGAUGCCCGAUGCACAGCAGCAAUUAUGUCCGUAUGGCAAGAAGUGCACCUAUGGCCAGAAGUGCAAGUUUCGUCAUCAGUCCACUACGUUGCAGCUACAGCGUUUGCCACUCCAAGUCUCGCACAGUGCACCGCUGCACAGCAACAGCAAUGGAGGCGGACCACAAUCAACAAGCAGCAAUUGCAGCACCAUUAGCGGCGUCAGUGGCAACAGCAACACCGCCAAACUGGCGGCACUUGCGCGCACCAAGUCGAAUACAGUUGAAAUCUCUCAGCAGCAGCAACAGCAGUUAUGUCAUUCCUUCAACAGCCAAUUGGAGCUGGAAGCGGAGUCAUCGCAGCAGCUCAAUCGUCACAAGAAACUGCAGCGUCAGGCAGCUCCACAACCACCAACUUCCGCCUUCAGACUGCUGGUGCCCACUUAUAGUGCACCACAACAGCAGCAGCAACAAACUCAACCAAUGAACAACAGCAGCUAUCAUCACCAGUAUCUGACGCGCACGCCGUCUGCACCGUUGACAGAUCAGCAUCAGGCUGCCAAGUUGUCGCUGUCACUAUCGAUGCCCGUCGGCCACAAUUUGGCCCAUCAUCUGUCUGCCUCGGAUUCGCGUAUCAACGAAGAGUUGCACUCGACGCAGGCUUCGCGCGAGGAGCAGCGACGUCUGUUGCGCUAUCACUUGAGCAGUCUGUUUCCGCAGCAUCAGGUGCACGCUGUGCUUCAGCUGUAUCCCGAUGAGACGGAUGCCAAGACAAUCUGUGCGGCUAUACUUAAUUUAUUUCCACAUAAUUAGACUUAUCAAUUAAACUAAGCAA